UGGGAUUUUGGGCUCCCGCUGCUCCCUGGAGACCAAUUGACGGCAGCAUCCAGAACGCAGGGGGGCGUGAAGAUUGAACAGUUGCAUUCCGACGGGCAGCACUCCCUUCCGCCUCACCUGCAGCUGCCGGGGACGAGGUUUACCGCGGUCAGGAUGGAGCCAGAUAAGCGCUUACCUGAGCUGCUGGCUGAGAAAAACAGCCUGGACCCAUCCUUUGUGCAUGCGUUGCGCCUCCUCGAUGAAGAGAUUGAGAAGUUUGAAGGUGAUGAACUGAGAAAAGAUGGUUGCACGAAGAAAUAUCUAGAUAUUAUCAGCAAUAAAAAUAUUAAACUCUCCGAAAGAGUUCUUAUUCCAGUCCAGCAGUAUCCAAAGUUUAACUUUGUAGGGAAGCUGCUAGGACCACGGGGAAAUUCUAUGAAAAGAUUACAAGAGGAGACGGGAGUGAAGAUGUCCAUCCUUGGCAAAGGGUCCAUGAGGGAUAAAGGAAAGGAAGAAGAGUUACGAAAAAGUGGGGAGGCCAAAUACGCCCACCUGAGUAGUGAUCUGCACGUUUUAAUUGAAGUCUUUGCUCCACCAGGAGAGGCCUACUCCCGCAUGAGCCAUGCCUUGGAGGAAAUUAAAAAAUUCCUAGUCCCAGACUACAAUGACGAGAUCAGACAGGAGCAGCUGAGAGAGUUAUCUCUGUUGAAUGGCUCUGAUGAGUCGAGCAGAGGGAGGACUGCACAAGGGAGGACUCUGCGACCAGCGAGCACAAUGUCCACAAGGGGCCACAGAGGUGCAGGACGGAGUGCAGCAGCACCUCGGGGGACAGCGACUGCGGUGCACAGUAAACUCUCCACAACGACAAGGGACGCACAAGCCCAGAGAGCAAGGGGAGCAGCAGCCAACGCCGGCUACAGGCCCCCACUCUUAGCAGUCACACACGAAGCAUACGACGACUAUGUAAGUGCAAUCCUCUUACCACACCCAGAAAAGUCUAUCUGGUAG
Menidia menidia (Atlantic silverside) is the source of this 987-nucleotide messenger RNA. The record is from the annotation of a GenBank genome assembly. Lineage: Eukaryota; Metazoa; Chordata; Actinopteri; Atheriniformes; Atherinopsidae.